AUGUCUUUCGUUUUUCGCGUUUUGUUUUUGUAUAUACUUUGAACGGGACACAAUUAUUGAAAAUAAGGCCAUGUAUAUAGUAUAUUAUUGUUAAAGUACGUACCCUAUCGAAGCCGAAUAAGGAUUUUAAUAAGAUUGGGUGUAAAUAACUGAACGCCGAUUGUCAUGUAACGUUAACAGCGAGCAAGUAAAAUACAAAUAGAGUAAAACGUUUUUCUUUGGAAAUAUCAGACACCAAGGCAUACCCGGGGUUAAGUCAUUCUUCACUCUCCCUGUUUUGUUACUACCAAGCCCGGUUCUGUUAAAAUAAUUAGAUCAUGCGUAAGGAAAAUGAUGUAGGCACACAAAAUGCUAAAAAAGUUAACAACAAAGAUCAUAAAUUAAAUGGAACUGCAAAUGAAACUAGAAAUAAAUCAGUAUGUUUACUCAACAAAAAAGAUGACAGAGAAUAUGACCUUGUUCCGCCUGAUGGCGGUUGGGGCUGGCUUGUGCUGUUAGGUUCGUGCUUGACAAACAUUCUUAUCCCUGGUACCAUUAAAAGUUUUGGAGUAUUAUUUUCGGAGUUUACCGAAGCUUUCAACUCUUCGCCCACAAAGGCCUCCUGGAUACCGGCGCUGUGCUAUUUUCUUUAUAGUUCGUUGGGUCCCGUUUCCAGCAUAUUGUCUGUGAAGUACUCGUAUCGUACAGUCACCCUUCUUGGUGGGGCCUCUGCUUCGUUGGGAAUGAUACUCUCCUUCUGGGCAUCAUCAAUUGAGUACUUGUAUGUCAGCUAUGGCGUUUUGGUAGGAAUUGGUGCUGGGCUCUCUUUUCCACCCACAGUCUACAUCGUAACGUCGUACUUUGCAAAGCUUCGCGGCUUGGCUAACGGCCUGUGCAUCUCUGGCAGCGCGUUGGGCAGCAUUAUUCUACCGCCCCUCCUACGCUGGCUACUUGAGACCUACGGCUAUCACGGCUCCUGUCUUAUCAUGGGCGGCAUUACCCUGAACGUAUUUGUAGCUGCUCUUUUCUAUGAGCCUGUUGAGCAGCACAUGGUACGAGUGCGACGUACACGGCAGGCUUUAGAGGACAUUCCCGAAGAGGAAGACAUUGGCAUUGUGAUGAAGUUCGAAAAUGUAGACGUGUCUACAACAAAUAUCGAGCAAGCGGAUAAGCAGUUGUUACCUUACAACUCCCCUCCAUCGCCACUGUAUCUACCCGAUGAUGAAAAGCUACAGUUUGUACGGAGUGCUUCCGCAGCGGUUGUCCAAAGCUACUCAAAACCUGGAGAAGAGUUUCAGUCUCGAUCUCGAAAGAUUAGUACACUGUGAGGUUACCCCAACGCAAUCAGACAUUUACACCUGGACAAUUAAAUUCGCAGUCUUCUUUGUACGCUGUACCCGAGGACCACUCAAGCUCGAAUAAGCUUACUUUAAGGAAUUUGUCAAAGUCGCGGCUAUCUAAACGCUCGCCUUCAACCAGCAGUUUUUUAUACGUCAGCACACCAUAUCACGGCAGCACAUUGUCCUUCCAGCCGAAGGAAUUCUCCUCGAACUUGUCCCUUCGGUGAGUCACAAGUUGUGGAACUGGCGUUGCAGGCGGUUCGACCGGGCCAGAUAAAUCACAGACUGAUGUCGAAACCAGGGGCAAAGCGCUAGCCUCAGCACGGUCGAAGUUUUUCGAUUUAAGCCUCUUAACAGACCCGAUGUACUUGGUCAUAUUAAUGUCGAAUUCGACGAAUGCCAUCAGUUACACUAACUUUAUUAUUUUGCUUCCCAGUUUUGGAGAAGCCAGGGGCUUUAACAAAUCAUUAUCUGCGUAUCUGCUUUCAAUUGUCUCUGCCACUGAUCUAAUUGGACGUAUUGGAGGAUCAGCACUUUCGGACAUGGGAUACAUACCUAAGACCUGGUACUUCGUUGGCGGCUUGUCAAUAUCAGGUCUUUCCCUUGCGCUUCUACCCUUUGCAUGGUCUUACAGUUCGGUAUGCUUCUGGUGCGCAGUUUUUGGCCUCGCUUCUGGAAUCUACGUGGGAAUUACUGCCGUUAUCAUGGCAGACAUGCUAGGAACAGAACGAUUAACGUCAUCCUAUGGCAUAAGUCUGUUCGUUAAUGGCUUGCUUCAGUUGGUUGGGCCUCCACUGGUUCGAGGCGGUCAAUGAUUAUAAUCCUCUCUUCCACGCUCUUGGCUUCACGCCUUUGGCCGGAGCCAGUCUUUGGAGCUUUAUGCCUUGGAUUAAUCGACGCAAAGCCAAAACGGAGGAGAAAUUAGAAGCACAAAGCCACUAAUCGGCGAAAAACUAUCGUAUCACACGACGUACAAUAACAAUUAGAUUUUAGGCUAUAAAAUGCGUACAAACACAGUUAGAUAAGUGUGCAUACGGUAAACGGCCAAAACUAUGGCAGCGCAAUACAAUUUUAGAAACUGUCCAAAGCCACUAAUCGGCGAAAAACUAUCGUAUCACACGACGUACAAUAACAAUUACAUUUUAGGCUAUAAAAUGCGUACAAACACAGUUAGAUAAGUGUGCAUACGGUAAACGGCCAAAACUAUGGCAGCGCAAUACAAUUUUAGAAACUGUUAAUUUGUUUCUUUCAUCUGCUUUUUUUGUUACUGUUUAAUCGUAACUAUUACAUUGUAUAGUACUACAAUUAAUGUUUACCAGUACUAGAAUAGCCUAAGUCGCAUACAUUAAAAUGAAUGAGAGUUAAUUAAAAGUAA
This is a messenger RNA of Drosophila elegans, 2694 nucleotides long. Its product is annotated as monocarboxylate transporter 13. Gene Ontology annotation, biological process: transmembrane transport; monocarboxylic acid transport. NCBI's taxonomy places the organism in Eukaryota, Metazoa, Arthropoda, Insecta, Diptera, Drosophilidae. The record is from RefSeq and is a predicted model, not a curated record. The coding region runs from base 318 to 1307 and encodes 329 amino acids. Gene Ontology annotation, molecular function: monocarboxylic acid transmembrane transporter activity. The transcript is spliced from 7 exons.